Molecule: messenger RNA, 1399 nt
Organism: Camarhynchus parvulus
Lineage: Eukaryota; Metazoa; Chordata; Aves; Passeriformes; Thraupidae
Product: nascent polypeptide-associated complex subunit alpha, muscle-specific form-like
Source: RefSeq, a predicted model, not a curated record
GUUUGGGGCCGAAUCCCUCGGGGUUGGGAGGUUUGGGGCUGAAUCCCAAUUUUUGGGAAGUUUGGGGCUGAAUUCCCCUGUUUGGGGAGGUUUUGGGGUGGAAUUCCCCUUUUUGGGGCCGAAUCCCCUUUUCGGGGUGGGUUUGAGGCUGAAUCCCCAUUUUUGGGAAGUUUAGGGCUGAAUUCCCCUUUUUGGGGGGGUUUUGGGGCCAAAUCUCACGGUUUGGGGAGGUUUUGGGGUGGAAUUCCCCUUUUUUGGGAAGUUUGGGGCUGAACUCCCUUUUUUGGGGCCGAAUCCCGCGGGUUUGGGAGCGUUUGGGGCUGAAUCGCCCUUUUCGCGGAGGUUUUGGGGGCGAAUCGCCCUUUUUGGGGUGGGUUUGGGUCCCAAUCUCCUUUUGGGGGUUGGGGGCGUGGUUCUGCCCCAGUGGGCGUGGUUAUUGAUCAGUGGGCGGGGCCUUGUCCCCUUAAAUGGGUCUGGGGGCGCCGCUGGGCUCAGAGGCCGCCGCGCCCCGGGCCCGGCCAUGCCGCCCCUCCCCCUCCUGCCCUUCCUCCUCCUCCUCCUCCUCCUCGGCCCCGCCCCGGGCCGCCCCUCGGGGGUGCUGGAGCUGCGCGUGCUCUCGGCGCGGGGGUCCCGGGGGUCCCUGCGGGGCCCCUCCCCCCCCCGCGUGCCGCCUCCAGUUCCGGCUGUGCCUGCGCCCCCCCGGGGGGAGGGGCUGCAGCCUGGGGGUCGCUCAGAGCCCCCCCGGGCCCCCCCCCGCGCCCGGAGCCCCCCGCACGCUGCGGCUGCCGCUGGCCUUCCCCUGGCCGGGCAGCGUCUCGCUCGUGGUCGAGUCCUGGCGGCUGCAGGAGAGCGGAGCCCCCGGGCCCCCCCUGCGCCUCGUGUCCCGCGCGGAGUCGCGGCCGCGCCUGAGCCCGGGGGCCCUGGCGGGGGGGGGCGGGGGGUGGGCUGCGCUUCGGGGCGCGCCUGCGCUGCCCCUCCCCCCGCUGCCCCCUGCGGCUGCCGGAGCCGCUGCUGCGCCCCCGGGGGUGUCGGGGGGGUCCCUGCGCCCCCCACCCCAGCGCCUGCGGCACCGGCGGCGGCUGCGCGGCGGCCAGUGCCGACUCGCAGGGGCGCUGCCCGGGCUUCUGCCGCUGCCCCGCUGGAGCCUUCUUUCGGCCGCCGCUACAGCACAACGCGACGACUGCAGCCUGAACCCGUGCGCUCACGGCGGCAUCGUGCCAGACGGCGCCAACGCCUUCACGUGCACGUGCACGCUGGGCUUCGCGGGCCUGCGCUGCCGCCGCCGCCGCGCUGGCGCGUGCGCUAAGCUCAACCUGCAGGAGUACGGCGGCACGUGCUGGCCGCACUUUCGGCCCGUGUGUGCGUGCGCGCCGGGCUUCAUGGGCGGCAGGCGCUUCGG